Messenger RNA from Mizuhopecten yessoensis (Yesso scallop), 3467 nucleotides. RefSeq lists its product as uncharacterized. Bases 1108 to 2139 code for a protein of 343 amino acids. The record is from RefSeq and is a predicted model, not a curated record. NCBI's taxonomy places the organism in Eukaryota, Metazoa, Mollusca, Bivalvia, Pectinida, Pectinidae. The transcript is spliced from 8 exons.
GUGACAGUUCCUUAUGCUGGCAGCUGUAUAUGUCAUCUAACGCCUGGACGCAAAUCACUGGAAACAAAGAACCAAAAAAGUAUAUUCUGUUACAGCUUACGGUGGUUCAAGCAUGUUGGAGUAGUGUAUUUUCGCUGUUCGACACACACUGGAACUCGGAUUUGCUGUUUACAGUAUUUGGUUUCGGAGAACAGGCUUAUUGAACGGGUUCUAUCUCAAAUACUUAUAUGUGCAGGAAUUCAUGCUGUCUUAAUGAAGGUUUCGCAUGCCAGCAGCAGACUCCAUGCCGCGCGUGAUUCCCGCCAAAGAGAUUAGCAGCGCCUGCAGACGACAGCGUGUGCAUGGUAAAAAGCUGAAUUUAGACACUCUUCGGUGAAUGUUAUAGAAAAGCAUACAGUUACGAUGAUUGUCCUAUUUAUGACUUCGCUCCUCGGAAAUAAAUGUACGCCUUCCUCUGCCAGUAGUAACACUGAAGCUAGUGUGCAGUUUGACCUGAAUCUGAGGAUUUAGCGCGCGGUACACGAAUCAGUGUUGAAAGCAACGAGUCGACGAGUGCACCAACAGAAUGAAGUAACAUACCAGCAGUUGUACUGUAUCAUCAGUAUAUACCCAGUGUGUCUCGGGGAUUAUCGUUUUCGUUUCGACGCCAAAAAGGAUUAUCUUACAGAUAAAGAAUACCUAAGAGUGUAUAUAUUUACCAGGAAUCGUCAUAUGCAAUGCAUAAUUGAAGCAUUAUACGGCAUGGGAAUUAAAGCUUUCCUACAAAUUCAACGUGUCGCUUAGUGGUACGGUUCCUAACUGGAAAGCUGUAAUAUUUUGUGUUAAUAAUUUAAUACAGUUACUGGCAUUUUGAAAGCUUGUAUAUGAAUUUAACAUCAAAGAGGAUUUUAACUUACUGCAGAAGUAACAAAAUAUCUGUACUUGCUUGAAAUGGUUACAAGACUGUUUAGAUUUUAUAACAAGUUGCACAAAACUUUAUAAAACCGUGUAUCUCGUUGUUGGUAGUGUUACCACUACAGCUGUGUGCGUGAGCGCGCGCUAAGGUUCGUCACCCGUGAAUAAUUACCUCCAAGUGCAGUUCAAGUAAUUCCCUUCUCACCAACGACAAUGGCUGUUACAAGCCUGAAUGGGACGGAGCAGACGAUAUCAGCCUUUGUGCAAGAUAUCAUCAGAUACGCUCGUCAAAAGGUCGAGGACGGUGAAGAGGAUAUAAACAAUAUCGAAGAAGGAAGUGCUGAAUCACGAGACGACUUGACCACUUCCGGUCAUCUCUGCAACGGUGACGCCACCGAAGAGGAGAUACAGGAUAAAGGUGAACAAGCACAUCCCCCAACUGACCCUAUCGAUGUUAUUACUGACGAAAUCCAUAAGGAGGUCAGCGACGUCAAUGUCGACAAAGCCGAACCAGAACGUUUAGACUCCGUCGACUCGGAACAACUCGUUGCGCCACGAGCGGAAGUGGAACAGUUUAUAGCGCCACAAGCGGAAGUUGACGUCACAGACCUCGAUGAUCCCGAUUUUAUCGAAAGUCAGGACCAAAAAGAGGCUGAAGUUUCCGAUACAAUCAAUAUAACGACAAAUGACAACGACAAUGAUGAUGCGAUACUGGUAGUCCACCCGAAUGGCAAAACACAGACCGUUGUUGAUUACGUCAAUGACAUCAUCGACGCAGCUCGUAAGCGCGCGGCCGAGGAGACGAUUGAGGUCAUCGAUGACAAAUCGAAAUCAAAGAAAGAAAAGAAAAAGUCCGGAGAUUCAGGAAGGAAAGGAUCUCGACGAGGUUCCGGUCGGUCAGGCGCAGUUAGAGAACUCAUAUCGAGGCUCUUCCGGCGGGAAGACAUGGACACCCCGGCAGAAGGUAGUAACGGUAUUGGACACUCACCAGUCGACAAGGAGACAUCGGACAAACCGUCACCAGAUAAAACGAAACCAAAGCAGAAUAAAUCCCAUAGACGACCUCAUUUUAAAAAUCUUUUGUUUCAAAAGAAAAAAAAGUAUCAAGUUUCAACCGAGGCUCUUGCCACGGACGAAAAUUCAAGGGACAAAAUCAAGAAGAGACAAAAAGUUAGCCGAGCUAAUAGUUUCGGAAAAUCUCUCAGAAACAUUCUGUCCUGUUCAUCGUCCGUUACAACAGUGUAGACGUCUCAUCGUCCGUUACAACAGUGCUUAUGUGUUAACAUCAAACAAAUUUUGUAUUUUCUCACAGUUAUUUGCAUUUAAAACAAACCUAGUGUCAAUUCAGAUUAGUCAUUUUACGCUUGAAUUACCCAAAAUCCUAGCCGAGCAUGCGCCGUUUCCAUGGAGUAAAAUUUCGAACCUAUGUCAGCAUUUGCGUUUCAGAUGUUUCGUCUUGUGGACCAAAAGAGGUAACCUUGUGUUAGAUAGUCAGUGCCACAAAAUGAACUAAAUGCAGAUAUUUUCAAGUUCGUUUUGAAUUUAUAGUGAAUAUACCUAAUAUGUGAGAACACACGUCAAAUUGUGUCUCGUCAUAAUUUCUUUGGAAAAAAGGCAAAAAAAGGAUAUGGUGAGUCGUAAAUAUGAAAACAUUCUCAAGCAGGAAGUACGAACGAACUUGUGGAUAAACUAUUAAAUUCUCAAGGGUACAUGAAAAAAUCUAACAGAUACUAAAUAUAAGCAGUGAACUUUUAAAAAAAAUCUCUGGUUUCAUAUUCUUUUAAUGUGAUUGCAAUAAUGUAAAUAAUGUACAUGUAACAUGGUCAGUGUUAUUUAUCACAAUUUAGGUGUAAAAGGAAAGAAACGACUGUGAGGAAUUUAUUACUUGUCGAUCGUAAACAGCGAGCAUUCCCUGUGAAACUUGUUUAAUAGUUUAUAAAAAGUAAAUGUGAACUCAGAAAUUGGUUUCACUUUUUCUGCUACUGGGAUACGCUUAUGGCCCCUGUAAAAUAUGUCGCCGUUAUCCUGUGUGUGUGUGUGUGUAAAUAUAUAUUUGUAUUUCUAAUGAAUGAGUUCAAAAAUCUCUAUUUUUGUAACAAUAUAAUUGUACAGAAGUCACCGAAGAUGUUUUCAUAUAAAAUUGGUAUACGGAAAUUGCCGAAGAUCUUGUUCGUAUAACCGAGAUUUAUCGAAGAGCUGUUACGUACGAAAGGUUAAAAUUGAUAGUGAAUAGGCCUUAAAAACCACAAUUGAAUCAGUUCAAGUUGCAGGAAUAAAGUGAGGUUUUUUUUAAUCUUCAAAAACGAAAAUGAUAUAUUCAGGCAAAAAUAUAUCACUUUAUUAAAUCUGCUGCCUGCGGUUUUAUAGUUGUAAUUCCUCUAAAAUUAUUUGUAUUUCACGAAAUCAAUUUUUUAAAUAUUUAUGAAUAAGUACGAUGUAAAAUUAAUAUGACUAAAGAAUUGUCAACUUAUUUCUUUAAGUUAAUUCCUUUAUGAAAUCUUUCUUUUAUUAUAUAUAGGGGAAAAAGACAAUUUUCAUACCUUUUAUACAAAAAUCGAGAAAAAAUAUCUAUA